Molecule: messenger RNA, 1065 nt
Organism: Strongylus vulgaris
Lineage: Eukaryota; Metazoa; Nematoda; Chromadorea; Rhabditida; Strongylidae
Source: the annotation of a GenBank genome assembly
AUGAGGUUAUCGCAGUUUAGCGUCUGGCACAACAAGAUUGCAGGGAAGGAUACCAUACGACUGAGCGAUUUAAAAGCUGCAAAAUGGCCAACUACAACUGCAGAGGACUCAUAUUUUAAUCGAUUCCAAUUUGCUUUGGAAGAAGUUCCCACGGAGGACAUGUCCAUGGAAAACAACGUGCAACUUGAACGUUUUCUCAAAGAAAUCGUCACAAAAACAUCACUCAUUCAGGAGAACAAUAAAAAACGUCUGAGAGUGCUUUCAAAACUAUUUUUUUUGAGCAACCUUAAAAGCUACCUUGAAAGCGAGUUGGAAAAGGAUAAAACGAUCACUGAAGUCAAUGUUUACGCGGAAUAUGCCAUAGUUGUAGACUGCAGUCUGUCGAGCGAUCAGUGGCACGGCAUCAAUUUGUCUCUUGUAUCUGAAAAGAUUAUUAUACAGAAGGAUUGCCAGAUCAAUUUAUCUGGACAAGGCCACGACAGAAAGGUGAACGGAAAAGCAGGAAGUGGGAGAGGAACGUAUGAGAAAGGAGAGAAUGGCAGUGAUGGAGUGGCUGGAGAGUCCAGCGGAAACUUUCUUCUCUGUGCAAACGUAGUCAAGAAUCCCGAAAAGUUAAAGGAUUACGAUCCUGGUAGCAAGUGGACCAAAACAUUCGGCCAUAGUGAAUACAAGGGCUUUGAGGAAUGGAUAGAACGGACUUAUGAAUGUGACGAUGGUCGCCAAAUGGAUUUUGCAAUUGCAGGAAUGCGAAAACUACUUUGCACUGUUUACGAUUUCAGAGUGGUUUUAAAAGGAGUCAAAGGAACUAUGGGUACGGAAGGAGGUAGCAAUGGCGUCGGAGGGGAAGGAGGAAAUCGAGGGGAGUUCUUAGCGAGAAGAAUAUCUUCAGGAGAUCGAAUAAGUGGUGUUAGAUUAGAAAUGAAGAAGGGAAGCGAUGGUCAGGAUGGAAAGUGUGGCAGACCUGGCGACCCUGGUAGUAAUGGAAAUGACGUUGCUCUCAUCGAUCAAUCCGGUGGUGGAAAUCCAUGGGAGAAACGGGUUGACCGCUACUAUUAUGGCCACAAG